UGGCUACGUGCCGGGUUCCGCAUCCUGUUAACCGCCACACCCUUCUAUAAUGAUGUACGCGAUUUUCUGGGAUACAUCGGACUUCUCUUGCGCUCGAAUCCCGCUGCAAAGGCAACGUUCACCAGCAGCCGUGUACGCCAGAUUGUCGAGGCCCCUCCCGGGACAGAGGACGAGCGGUUGCUCUGCAGCCAGGAGUUUGUCACCAAGCACAUCCUUAGUAAGGAGGUA
Molecule: messenger RNA, 228 nt
Organism: Aspergillus heteromorphus CBS 117.55
Lineage: Eukaryota; Fungi; Ascomycota; Eurotiomycetes; Eurotiales; Aspergillaceae
Exons: 1
Source: RefSeq, a predicted model, not a curated record